Molecule: messenger RNA, 2336 nt
Organism: Chaetomium fimeti
Lineage: Eukaryota; Fungi; Ascomycota; Sordariomycetes; Sordariales; Chaetomiaceae
Exons: 5
Coding region: 126-2228 (700 amino acids)
Source: RefSeq, a predicted model, not a curated record
CACGAUCUCACACAUAACUACAUAUUCCUCGCCCACCCCCCGUCCGGGCUCUCAAGCCAUGCCGUCUCUUUCCACGCUCGCCGUUUGAGGAACCAAGUGUCGACCGAACGUAACCAUCCCGAGCCAUGAUCUUGCCACGCGACUCCGGGGCGCCUUCUACGGUGGGGUCCGAGUUCGGGACCACGCCCGACACCAAGCCCGUGGCCCGGCUCGACGCCGUCGGCAUCUGGUGGAUCACCUUCGCCGGCAUCUGGACGACCCUCCUCGUCUGCGGCAUGACAUUCCUUUACAAGAAACGCAACACACCGACGCUGAGACUGCGCGGACUCUCCUUAACCUUCGCCGGCAUCAUCCUCCUUCACUUCUACUGGCUCUCCGUCCAGAUCGGCUACAGCGUCGGUCCACUCGCUCCCGAGGUUGCCGAGUUCUGGAUCAUGAGCAUCUGGUAUCCCUUCGGAAUCGCCCUCUUCCAGGCCGGCAACAGCCAGUUCCUCCAUGUCGCCAAAGCCCAGAGCCGCUUCGCCCGGCCGCCGAGCCAGAUGAAGACGCGCUUCGACGAGAAGCGGCCGGCGGGGAAGCCGAGCCUGCUCCAGCGCCUGCGCCAGAUGGAGUACCAGAAGCGCAUGUUCAUGUUUGUCACGAUAGGCAUGGCAGUGCAGUUAUUCGUGGUCAUCAUCAUCUACAUGAUAUCCCGCAAAUUCCAUUCCGACUUCGGUAUUCCCGGAACCGAAGUAUACGGCAGCACGCCCAUGGAGAUUGCCAUGAAACAGGGCAGGGGUUGGGAAUGGUGGCCCUCGAUCGUUUGGCAGUUCGUCUGGGCCUGGAUUGUGGCUCCCAUCAUUCUCUGGCAGUCCCGCGGGAUCCACGACACUCAUGGCUGGCAGUACCAGACCAUGGCCUGCUGCAUUGCUGGCCUUCCGGCAGCGCCCAUGUGGCUGAUCGCUCUCUACGUUCCUGGCAUGGCACCGGUAAACCAAUACUUUGUGCCGCCGCAAUGGAUCGCCCUCUCUAUUUUCGUUAUCGAGGUCUGCACCGUUUUCGUCCCCUGCUGGCAGGUCCGGAAACAUCAAACCCUGCGCCAGGAGACGCUCGAGUCCAUCGCCAACUGGGAGUCUAAGAAGCAGUUCGGCGCCAAGACGGAGACGUCAAGCGACCAGGGCUCUUCGGGCCCAAUGAGCACGACCUCGACCAAGGUCGGCGAGUACUCAGGUUUCGACUCCUGGAAGAAGCUGUCGAGCUUGGAAUCCGGCACCAACCAGGCCAACCUCAGCGGCGUCCCCGACGAGAGCGUGCUGACCAUGGCCGCGCUCGAGCACGUCCUGGACAAGAACCCGGAGCCGCUCCGUCAGUUCUCGGCCCGGCGCGACUUCUCGGGCGAGAACAUCGCCUUCCUGACGGCCGUGUCCGAGUGGAAGCUCGCCCUCCCGUCCGACUUCACCCGCAGCCGCUACGACGCCACCCCCGAGACAGUCCGGGAGCAGUUCACCAAGGCGCUGCGCAUCUACACCGAGUUCAUCUCGCCCCGCGACGCCGAGUUCCCCAUCAACAUCGCCUGGACCGACCUCCGCAAGCUGCAGGGCAUCUUCGAGCGCGCGGCCCGCAGCACCGCCGCCGCCAACGGCUCCUCCUCCACCGCCGACGCCGUCACCCCCUUCGCCGACCCCAACGACGACCCCAACGACGAUUUCAUCCCCUCGCCCCCCCGCGCCGCCCAGCAGCACCAACCCCCCCACCCCCCACCAUCCCGCGACUCCCAAAUCCACAUCCUCCAACCCGACGACGCCUCCAACGCCGCCCCGCCCACACCGACCCCCUCCACCAAGAACAACCGCACCUCCCACAUCCCGCUCACCGUCAAGAUCCUCGAACCACCCACACCCACAACCAAAUCCGCCCUCCCGCUCUACGCGGGGGACAUCCCGGCGGCCUUCGACGCGUCCGUCUUCGACGCCGCCCACGCCAGCAUCAAGUACCUGGUGCUGACCAACACGUGGCCCAAGUACGUGCGCGAGCGGCGCAACUCGGAGAGCAGCAGCAACGGCAGUGCGACUACUCCUGGUGCCGGGGAUAGCAGUGGGGCUAGUAAUAGCGGGCGGUCGGAUACCGUGCGCAGCAGUACGAGGCGGUCGGGGACGAGCCGGGCGGGGAGUUCGGUGGGCGGGGGGAGUGUGGAGAGUAAGUUGAGCUUGAAGGGGGCGUUGGGGUUUUUGAAGGGGGUUAUUCGGUGAUGACCUCUCUUUGAGUCUUCUUCUAUCUUGUGUUUCUUGAUUCCCCUUUUAUACUCCUUCCCGAGUCCAUCCACCCUUGGCUCGGAUGAUGCGAAGCACGUCCAUCGU